AUGGCCGACAGUCCGGAAGUCGUGGCUACCGCUGGCGAUCUCACACCACAAUCGCCAAAACCCAUAAACCUCUCCUCUCCAGCCGCUGUUCCUGGACUGCAGGACCAAGCCGAUAGCCUGUCCACGAUGGCCUUGUUUCCUACCACUGAAGAAGCGCCCUUGGCAAGUAUCGCAAAUACUACCCAACUCCCCGGCGAACCGCCUCUCGUCCAGGAUCAGGCUGAGAACAACCCCAAUGCGUCAUUCCAAGAAGCAAUUCCUAUUCGGGAUGAUGCUAGUAAAGGCCAUGAUCAUGAUGAGAAACAAGACGCUCCAGCUGAGGCACGAGACCAAGACCAAGACCAAGGCCAAGACGAAGACGAAGAUCACUACGCCAAGGAUUUUGAUUCCCCCGUCCCCAUCACUGAUGUUGCCAUCCAAGAUAGCGCAGCCAGUGUAGAUGGUCAUGUUGCCGCAGAUGAUACUAUAGAGGCUGGAUCUCCGUCUACGUUACUCGAGACUCCUACUGCAGACGAAGACACAUCUGCUUCACAGGCUCUAGCCACCUCGACAUCCACACUCCAAGACAUCGCAGACGCCACCCAGUCCAUCUCUACUGCAGUCGUUCCGCAAGACGUUUCCCAGCAUGUUCCCACUGUAGAGACCGCUGCACCACCUCAGCCAACGGAUGAUGGUGGUAUUGAUAUUCAAGCUUUGGUGGACAAUAUCACUGCCCAUCAUAAUGCCACCAGGUCGAAUGAAGGUGACUUGCCUGCACCAAGUGAGACUACACCCGGUGUGAACCCUGCAGCCAACACGCAGUCUUCGCUACCGCCCAAGCCGCCUGCGUCCCAGCAGUCUGCCGCUGCAAGUCAUUUCCAGCCCAAUGCCUCCACCGCUGUUCCCAGUCUCACGCCUACCGCGACAUUCCCAUACUCGUAUCCGCCUCCAGGUGCUGCCGCCCCCGGCUUUCCAACCCCUCAAACCUACCCCAACCCUGCUGCUCCUAUGCCAAUCCAGAAUCCAUAUGGUGCUGUCCCAAUUCCUGGUGCAAACAGCGAGGCGCCAAGUCAGUCGCAACGUUAUGAAGAAUUUCUCAAGGAGGAACGCAAGUACGUCUCUGAAGCUAAAUGGGAUAGAUUCCCCGAAGGUUCGAGGCUGUUCAUCGGCAACCUUUCGAGCGAGCGAGUAACCAAGAGGGAGGUUUUCGAUAUCUUCUCCCGCUUUGGCAGGCUAGCACAGAUAUCACUCAAGCAAGCCUAUGGCUUCGUGCAAUAUCAUGCUGUUACCGAAGGCCAAGCUGCCACAGAUGCCUUGCAGGGUAUCGAGAUCAGUGGCAGAAAAAUUCAUCUUGAGUUCUCCCGCACUCAGAAGAAAGAAGGCGACAAUGACAGACGCGGAGGAACCCGUGGAGGACGUGGUGGUAGCAAUCAAAACGACCGGGAUCGGAACCGUCUCGACAGCCGCCGGAAUGAUGGGUAUCGGCCCCGGGAGCCGUCUCCCAACCGUGGCGUUCAUUCCCGACAAGGCUCAUAUGGCCGAGGAGAUCGAGCAUGGGAUGGUUCUUCAGACCAUCAGCGUCGUGGUCGUUCACGUUCUCCUCAAGGCUAUGAUGGCGGUAGCUAUCGCCGGCGGAGUCCGAGUCCUUAUCGACGUGGUCCACCUACAUCUGAAGAUGAUCUUGACAUUCCCCGCCGCUUCGGGGGCGAUGUGCCGGACGUACAACUUCUGCUGCUGCAAGAAGUCAACCGUGAUUUUGUCGGCUGGGUUCAGGGUGCUUUCAUCGAGCGUGGCUUAAAGGUUGAAGUCAUGUUUCUCAACCCGCGUUUCCCUCGUGACUUGGUCAUUCAAAGACAAGUUGUCGAAGGCGUGCACGGUGUGAUUGAGCUCGACUUCCGCUCACAAACUGUGGCCAAAGUCCCCCUUCAAACCUUUGACCGUUCUGCUGGUCGACACAAUGCCCGGUUCGACCAAUAUCAAGAUCUUGACCCCAAGAUUGCAGCAGAGAUCGUGGCCCGCGCCAAAUCUCAAACUCAUCUUCAGUCACCAGCCGUCUAUGGUGGGGGUCAGUACCCUCCUGUCCACUAUCAACCGCAGCCCCAGAUGCCUCCUCAGCAAUAUCCUGCCGUACAUAGUCAACUCCCUGCUGGUCUGAACCUCGGCGGCCUUGAUAAUGCCACGCUGCAACGAGUUCUGUCCGCUGUCCAAGGUGGUCCUCAAGCCGGUAUUCCCGGCCAGCUGCCGAUGGGUGCUGCUCCUGGUGUCGACGUCAAUGCCGUGCUGAGUGCUUUGGGAGCCAAUGGCACCGCGCCCAAUCCAUCACACCAGCAUCCUCACGCUUACCAGCAAGCACCCGCGUCUGGCAAUCCUGCGGACCAAGCCCACGUCCAAAACAUCAUGGCACAACUUUCUCGUUAUAGACAUUGA
Molecule: messenger RNA, 2406 nt
Organism: Truncatella angustata
Lineage: Eukaryota; Fungi; Ascomycota; Sordariomycetes; Amphisphaeriales; Sporocadaceae
Exons: 3
Coding region: 1-2406 (801 amino acids)
Molecular function (GO): RNA binding
Source: RefSeq, a predicted model, not a curated record